AUGCAAGCUAAGCUAAUGUUUUACGAGGCUUUAUAUGAAGCAAGUUUAAAGAUAUUCAAACAUGAAACCGAUGUUAAGGAAAAAGAAAAACAAAUUGAAAUCCCUAAAUGGCUUUCAUUGAGAGUUUACAUUUUGGAGACGAAAGAAAGUUCUCAAGAGAUUACACUUUUCAAAAAUAUGACAUGA
This is a messenger RNA of Clunio marinus, 186 nucleotides long. Lineage: Eukaryota; Metazoa; Arthropoda; Insecta; Diptera; Chironomidae. The record is from the annotation of a GenBank genome assembly.